Messenger RNA from Dovyalis caffra, 1686 nucleotides. NCBI's taxonomy places the organism in Eukaryota, Viridiplantae, Streptophyta, Magnoliopsida, Malpighiales, Salicaceae. The record is from the annotation of a GenBank genome assembly.
AUGUACCAACGGGUGCCAACAGCUGUAACAACCCGUGGUGGGUCGCCUACUGAUAACGGGGAUUCAGUUGUGACUUUGGAUCAAGUUCCGCGGUGGAGUGAUGCAGAGAGUAGAUCUUCGUUCAGUUAUGACAAUGAAGACCCUUCAUUUUCAAAUCCGUAUUUCCCUGAUCCUUUAACUGCGCCGUUUGAGGGGGAAAGUAGUAGCUAUGGGAUGGUAUCGAGGUUUCCAAUUGAUCAUGAGAUCAACUCAAAGAUAUAUUUAUGGAGGGGACACCCUUGGAAUCUUGAGGUGGAUGCUGUUGUGAAUUCUACAAAUGAGAAUCUGGACGAAGCACACAGCAGUCCUGGUCUGCAUGCAGCAGCUGGACCUGGUCUUGCAGAAGAAUGCAUGACACUGGGUGGAUGUCGUACGGGCAUGGCAAAAGUUACUAAUGCAUAUGACCUUCCUGCUAGGAGAGUUAUCCAUACUGUUGGUCCUAAGUAUGCAGUGAAAUAUCAUACCGCCGCAGAGAAUGCUUUGAGUCACUGCUAUCGCUCUUGCCUUGAGCUUCUCAUUGAGAAUGGCCUUCAAAGUAUUGCUGUGGGGUGUAUAUAUACAGAGUCUAAAAACUAUCCACGUGAACCAGCUGCUCAUGUGGCUAUAAGGACUGUCCGGCGUUUUCUUGAGAAGCAGAAAGAUAAGAUUACAGCUGUUGUUUUUUGUACUACCACAUCAACUGAUACUGAAAUAUACAAAAGAUUGCUUCCACUGUACUUCCCUCGAGAUAAACAUGAAGAGGAGGUGGCCAUCUCAAAACUUCCUGCUGAUGUUGGGGAUGAGAAUGGUGAGACGAUAAUAGAUGAACGCAAAAUCAGAAUAAAGCCGUUGCCCAAGAAAAAUAUUCCGAGACCUCCCCAACCUCCAGCUGACAUUCCUGUCAGUGAUGUUGGCUUGGCUCGAAGGAAUUCAUCAUACUUGGAUUCGUAUUUGGAUCCUGCCUUCAUGUCCUUAAUUAAGGAUCCAGAUCAGAGACGCAAGGAGCAAUGGGAAAAAACUGCUCAAGCACAGAGUGGAUGGAAUUGUGCCAAAAUGCUUGGAUUCGGCGAUCUUGGAGGCCCUUCAUUGUCUGCUGCUGAAGAAUAUUCUCUUCAUUCAAGAUACCUAGCUAAAGCAAAUUCUCUUAAUCUCUCUGAAAUUGCAGAGAUGAAAAUUGUUUACCGUGGUGGGGUAGAUAGUGAGGGCCGUCCUGUAAUGGUGGUUGUGGGAGCACAUUUUUUGCUGCGAUGUCUUGAUCUAGAGCGAUUUGUGCUUCAUGUGGUAAAGGAAUUUGAGCCCUUGAUACAUAAGCCUUACACGAUUGUAUAUUUCCACUCUGCAGCGUCUUUGCAACUCCAACCAGACUUGGGAUGGAUGCGAAGACUGCAGCAAAUACUUGGCCGGAAACACCAGCGAAAUCUGCAUGCAAUUUAUGUUCUUCACCCGAAUUUCCACCUGAAGGCCACAAUUUUUGCUCUGCAAGUAUUUGUUGAUAAUGUGACUUGGAAGAAGGUGGUAUACGUCGAUCGGCUUCUGCAGCUGUUCAGAUAUGUUCCUCGUGAGCAGUUGACGAUCCCCGACUUUGUUUUCCAGCAUGAUUUAGAAGUGAAUGGAGGAAAGGGUCUUAUUGUGGACCCCAGAACAAAAUAUGUGUACCAUCGGCCGUAG